Molecule: messenger RNA, 1301 nt
Organism: Orbicella faveolata
Lineage: Eukaryota; Metazoa; Cnidaria; Anthozoa; Scleractinia; Merulinidae
Molecular function (GO): protein binding
Source: RefSeq, a predicted model, not a curated record
AUGGGAAAUGGAGGAAACGCGUUCGGCGCGAAGUACGAAAAAGCAACAACGAAACACGUCCUCAAAUACCAAAUAUAUCUUGCUGUUCUUUCUAAAAGCAGUAUCCUUGUUACUAAAACGAUGAAAAGGGUAAUUCACCUUUUUUUGCUGUGUUACCUAGCAGAAGUAACUGGUAAAAUUCACGUAGAGCGUUCAGGAAUCUUACCAGUAAAUUCAAAAAGUUUUGGAAUCCAGUUCUACAUCACACUUGCUAAUGAUGCGGGGAAAACACUAACAAUAACGCCGAAAAAAUCGAGAUGCUGUUGGAGGGUUGACAAAAAUGAUCUGGAUUGUAAGUCAAUGGAACUAAUUGGUGGAAAUGAAAUGAGACUGCCACCGUUAAAAAAGGAGAAUAUGACUUACGUAUUUCUAAACAAAUACCUAAUGGACAGAGCAGGAAAUUGCGAUUUCACGUUCGUGGCGGGAGAGAAGCAGCUUCGUCACAGGCUGCAUUUUAACACCACAGAACCAAAAAAGACAUCGUGGCUUGAUGUCGUCGGAUUUGGAGGAGAUAGUUACAAGAAAUGCCGAGGGGUUGAUAGGGAUCCCCAGAAGGACUGUCGGCCUGUAGACUGUGUGGAGAAGUACAAUGGCUGGAGAAACUUUUUCAGGGACUCCACUGGAAAGUGUGAAGUUGUGCACGAAUGUUACACAAAAGGCAAGAAAGGAGAACUUCCAGAAAUUGCUUUUGACAAAGACUUCAACGACUGCAAGAGUUUGGUGAGUCCUCAGCUGACCAAGAAACAGAAAAAACAGAUCCAUGACAACAUGGCGAAAAGCAAACUGGCACAGAAGAAGUAUACUUUAGAGGACAUCACUGAAAUCAAUCCGGUGCCACUCAACUGUCACCAUGGUCGCCGUGUCGGAUCUGUGUGCGUUUGUGACAGCGGCUGGAGGACAAAGACUAACAACGUACCCAAGAAAGAGUUAAGGUUUAUAUAUGACUGGUGCAAUGUCAAGAUCAAGAAGACCAAAUACUCUCAUCAAAGGGCUCUGCUGCUCACUGGCUUGGGACUCGUGGGUUUCACUCUUCUUAUUGGUUGGUUGGUGAUAAUAUGGAGCUGCUUCAUCACCGGUAGUGAAAGACAUGCUGACCAUUCUACAGGGACGAACACAGACAAGUUAACUCAGCCAUUUAAAAACCUCUGUAAGUAUCAAGAAUCAAAACCAAAAAACUGCAAAGAUCUUUUACCAACUCUACUUGAGCAGCCCUUCAACUUUUCUGGUAAAUUGCACAUCUUUUGCCGAUAGGUCAAAUAAAU